AAGCAGAAGCAACAGAAAGAAUAUCGCUAAUGAAUAAUUAUAUAGCAGAAUUGCCCCAAUACCUUCCUGAUCGCCCGAGUCUCAAAGUCUUGAUGCUCCAGAGGAAUUGGUCUCUCAAAUGGAUCCCACCUAACCUUUUCCAAUGCAUGCCUGCUCUAACUUACCUAGAUCUAUCCAAUACCGAGUUGGAGGAUUUACCGAAAGAGAUUGGCAGACUAGUUCAGUUGCAGUAUCUUAAUUUAUCCUCUACAUAUAUCGAAGCAUUGCCGAAGGAGCUGGCAUGUCUUAAAGAGAUGAAGUACUUGCUACUGAGCUUUGUACGUUCUUCUCCCUUGAGAAUACCUCGUGGUGCGAUAUCAAAUCUUUCUAAACUGCGGCUGCUUGAUCUCUAUGGAACCGAGUAUGAAGUCUGGCAAGUUGAAGGUGGCAGAGGUCAUGGUAAUGAAGAGAAUACAGCAAGUUUGGAAGAGCUGGAAGAACUGAACUCAAAGGUGAUGUCGUCGACAACUCUUCAAAUUACGGUAAAUGCAGUGCCGGCCCUCAAAAUGCUCUCCAGGUUUGACAACGUAGUUACCCGGCAACUCCACAUAACGAGGAUGAGCAGCUCGGCAUCCAUCCAGUUGACACCAUCCAUCGUCAAAGCCCAACUUGGAAGCCUCAAAAUAUUGAAGAGCCUGCAGAGCCUGACAAUCGAAAACAAUGAGUCCUUGGUGGAGCUGGAGGUGGAUGGCGAGGAUCGGGAUCAUGACAUGGAUUGGCGACUUCCAGAUCUUGCCUAUCUCGAACUCCUGAACCUCAAAAAAUUAAAGGUGGUAAAUUGGACGAGCGUAUCGAUCUCAAAUUUCCUUCCGCAGCUGCAGUCUGUGACGAUUUUAGAGUGCCUUGAGUUAGAGAAUGCUAAUUGGGUUCUGCUGCUCCCACGACUUGAGAAUUUAAACAUAGAAAUCUGCUGGAAAAUGCAGCGAGUGAUCGAUGAUUCAGUAGGUAACCAUGUUGGCUAUAACUCGGCACCUGCCUUUCGUUGUCUUAGGGAAAUGAAACUUUCUCAAUUAGGGAGCUUGACUAGCAUAUGUAACGACGCAAUCAGUUUCCCUUCUCUGGAAAUCAUUGAAAUUCAUUAUUGUCACAAGCUGAAGCAGCUGCCUGUCAAGAUCAUGGGGAGCACCUUACGGGAGAUACGCGGUGCUAAAGAAUGGUGGCAAAACUUACAGUGGCAGGAUGAGAACGUGAAAGCCUCCCUUCUCCCCUAUUUCAGGAAAUGGCCAAGUAACUAGGGUGAGAAAGGGGGUUUGCUCAGAAUGCCUUCACGAAGAUACGGAGCAUUGAAGGACGGUUGGUUUGAGGGUAGAUGGCUAUUACCGAGUCUUCCUACCUUCUGCCAAGCAUGCUGCCGCCUGUGCCCAAAUAUCCUUGUUCCGCCAGAGGGGAAGGAGGUUGACGCCAGGGAUCGAGCACAAGUUUGGGGUGGACUAGUACAGGGCCAAGAUCAACGAUAUAUUAGAGGCGUCACAAACGGCUUCCACAAUACCGGACUUGAUCGAUGCCAACAUCCGAAAUAAUUGCGCGGCGUGUUCGGGCAGUCAUUCACGCAAUCUUCGUCGAGUGAAGCGUGCAUUUGAGCUGAUCAGAGUGAUAUUUGAGCUACUUUUAGGAUCAAAGGAUGAUACCUUCAUGGUCCCCGCAGCGGCGGCUUAUGUAACAACUCAAAACCUCAUCCAAAAUGGCUAGCUGGAAGGUAUUAUUUGGGUUCCUUGAUCCUGUACAAGUACCCAAGAUCUACCCAGCAAAUAACCGAUGUGGGACUAAACACAUGCCCGCACGGGUCCUCACAUACUCCCUUCGUUCAAGCCUUGACGUUCUCGUCAGGCUAAGGAUUCAAGUCUAUUCAAAUCUAAUCACAAACACCACGAUUGGCCCGUGGUCAGCCCCAAUGGAUCCGUGCUGCAGUGUCCCCUAGUCCACAUAGGUUAUGGGUCGGGUCCGCUCUGAUACCAUUUGCAACAAUCCAGAACUUCAUCUAAAAUGGCUAGCCGGAAGAUAUUAUUUGGGUUUCUUGAUCCUGUACAAGUACCCAAGAUCUACCCAGUAAAUAACCGAUGUGGGACUAAACACAUGCCCGCACUUCCUCACAGCUUAUGCCAUGGUCUUUGCUGCUUAUCAAGAAUGCAGCGUUGGAGGCAAUGUAUGACCUUUCCAUAAGAUCACAGCUCUUACCGAUGGCAAAUGAAGAUGGGGAGUCGGCUAUAUUGACGAGCAGUUCACCAGCAAAGGAGUUGUUGGCUUGGUUAGGUGUGGCAAACCGGUCUGACUCGAUGUUUUAAAACUGGGUUAUUUGUCCUCCUGUCCACAUUGUUAUCUUUCUCAUGUUUUAAAUAAAGCAGUAGUCUCAUCUUUCAUAGACGCAGAAGAGCAGAACUUGGAUGUUUGUAUGUAUUGCAGAUCGUUUAGUUACUCUUAAUUUCUAAAGCGGCAUCUACUCUAUUGCUUCAUUUGAUGC
This is a messenger RNA of Phoenix dactylifera (date palm), 2497 nucleotides long. NCBI's taxonomy places the organism in Eukaryota, Viridiplantae, Streptophyta, Magnoliopsida, Arecales, Arecaceae. The record is from RefSeq and is a predicted model, not a curated record.